Messenger RNA from Anthostomella pinea, 786 nucleotides. Lineage: Eukaryota; Fungi; Ascomycota; Sordariomycetes; Xylariales; Xylariaceae. The record is from the annotation of a GenBank genome assembly.
AUGGCCAGCAAACAAGCAAGCAAGCGCCUUGCGCGCGAGUACAAGACGAUAUCCGAGAACCCACCUCCCUACAUCUCAGCGCAUCCGUCAGAGUCCAACAUCCUCGAAUGGCACUACGUUAUCACGGGUCCCGAGGACACACCUUACUUUGGCGGCCAGUAUUGGGGGACCUUGAUCUUCCCAACCAACUACCCCUUCGCGCCGCCCGCCAUCCGCAUGCACACGCCCUCCGGCCGCUUCCAGCCGUCAACGCGACUCUGUCUCUCCAUCUCCGACUUCCACCCGCGCUCCUUCAACCCUGCGUGGGAGGUUUCCACCAUCCUGAUCGGCUUGCUGUCCUUUAUGACGUCAGAGGAGAUGACUACGGGUUCGGUCUCCGCCACGGCAGCGGAGCGCAGAGUAUUUGCCGAGAGGACACGAUGGUGGAACUCGACGGGCGGUGGAUCGCAGUCCAAAAACCCCGCGCUGAAGGGAAAUGUCAAGGCCGGCGACGGUGGCGCCAAGUUUAGAGCGGAGUGGCCCGAGGUGGAUAAAGAGAACUGGCGCUGGAUGACGGAGAAGGAAAUCGACUUGUCCACGGGCCUCAAGCAGAAGCAGGCAUCCUGUGGACCGGGUCUGGCCACUGCUGGGGGGAGCGGACACCAGACACAAGCCGUCGUUGAGGUGGUCGAUGCUGGCACAGGAUGGCUUGGUCGCAACAAACUACUAGUGGUGGGUGGCGUCAUCUUUGUCUAUGUGCUCAUAGCACGUCUUCUUGGCGAGGGAGAAGGCACUACAUACUCCUGA